AUGGCUAUGGUAGCGAAACAAGGAUGGAGCAUUUUGUCGGAACCAAAUUCUCUUGUUUCUAGAAUUUUCAAAGCAAGGUACUUUCCUCGCUCUUCCUAUCUUGAUUCUCUUAUUGGUAAUAACCCAAGUUUUGUUUGGCGAAGUUUGUGGAAGACGAGGGCUGUUAUUAAGCAAGGCAGUAGGUGGUCUAUUGGUGAUGGUAGUAACAUUAAGGUUAUGUAUGAGUCGUGGCUCCGAGAAAGAGGAAGAUGUUAUCUUAGUGGCCCACAAUUGCAAAGUACUAGUGAACUCUCAGUUAAAGAUCUCUUGUUACCCAAUACAAAGAAAUGGAAUGUGGGUUUGAUUAACCAAAUUUUCGAUUCAGAAUGA
Molecule: messenger RNA, 369 nt
Organism: Vicia villosa (hairy vetch)
Lineage: Eukaryota; Viridiplantae; Streptophyta; Magnoliopsida; Fabales; Fabaceae
Exons: 1
Coding region: 1-369 (122 amino acids)
Source: RefSeq, a predicted model, not a curated record